GUCCAUUUAACGGCUCAGCUCACGCGGCCUGUCCUGUGCGCGCACCUCCCCGCCGGCUCACGCGCCGGAGUGUCCCGCAUCCGCAUCCGCUGCCGCCGCCGCCGCCGCUCACCCUCCUCCUCCUCACCCUCUACCUAGCCGACGUCCUCCGCCUCCGCAGCUCCUCCUCUUCAUCACGGUGAUGUCCAGCAUCCACCUCCGUCACUGCUCCACUAUGCCCAUGUCCCGCGUCUGCCUCCGCCGCCGCCUCUCCUCCUCCUCCUUCUCCAACUGCACCUCGCCGCCCUCCCCAACCUGGUCUCCCCACGCCGCCUUUGCCGCGGCCACAGAGCGCGUGCGAGCCGGUACGCUCAGCCCGCAAGACGCACACCACCUGUUCGACGUAUUGUUUCAGCAGGCCAUUCGGGUCCCCGAGCGCUCCCUUGAUGGAUUCCUUGCCGCCCUCAGCCAUGCUACGUCCUCUGAAGCCUGCAGAGACGGCCCCGCCCUCGCCCUCACCCUCUUCAACCGUGUCUGCCGAGAAGAAGCCGGCAUGCGGGUGGCGCCGCCCACCAUCUUCACCUACGGCAUCCUCAUGAACUGCUGCUGCCGCGUACGUCGUCCGGACCUAGGGCUUGCCUUCUUUGGGUGCAUCCUCAGGGCGGGCCUGAAGACAAACCAGAUCGCCGCCAACACCGUCAUCAAGUGCCUCUGCUGCGCAAAACAUACUGACGAGGCUGUCAAUAUGCUGCUUCAUAGGAUGUCCGACCUCGGCUGUGUGCCUGAUGCCUUCUCAUACAACACCAUUCUGAAGAGCUUGUGUGAAGACGGCAGGAGCUUGCAGGCGCUCGACCUACUGCUCCAGAUGGUGUCGAAGGAAGGAGGUGCCUGCUCUCCCGACAUGGUGGCAUAUAGCACGGUCAUCCACGGCUUCUUGAAGGAAGGCAAAGUAGACAAGGCAUGCAAUCUAUUCAAUGAAAUGAUGCGGCAAGGGGUUGUGCCUGAUGUGGUGACGUAUAGCUCGAUUAUCGAUGCAUUGUGCAAAGCCGGAGCAAUGCACAAAGCAGAGUUGUUCCUUCGGCAGAUGGUUGAUAACGGUGUUCGACCGGAUGAGGUGACAUAUACUAGCAUGAUCCAUGGAUAUUCCACUUUGGGCCGGCUGAAAGAGGUGCGUAAAAUGUUCAGAGAAAUGACAAGCUGUGGUCUUAUACCAGAUAUUGUCACUUGGAACUCGUUCAUGGACUCCCUUUGCAAGCAUGGAAGAACCAAAGAAGUUGCAAAGGUUUUCUUUUCCAUGGCUGCAAAGGGCAACAAGCCUAAUAUUGUCUCCUACACUAUUCUUCUUCAUGGGUAUGCCAAUGAAGGAAGCUUUGCUGAUAUGAUGAGUCUCUUCAAUUCAAUGAAAGGCGGCGGCAUUGUAGCCAACUGCAAAGUUUUCAACAUAUUAAUUGGUGCAUAUGCUAAACGAGGGCUGAUAGAUGAAGCUAUGCUCAUACUUACUGAAAUGCGGGGACAAGGACUGAGUCCGGAUGUAGUCACCUAUUCAACUCUAAUAUCUGCACAUUGGAGAAUGGGUAAGCUGACUGAUGCAAUGGAUAAGUUCAGUCAGAUGGUUGUUGGUACGGGAGUACAGCCGGACACAGUUUUUUAUCACUCCCUAGUUCAGUUCUUAUGUACACAUGGUGAUUUGGUGAAAGCGAAGGAGUUGAUUUCUGAAAUGAUGAAUAAAGGUAUUGCUCGUCCAAACACUGCACUCUUCAGUUCAAUAAUGGACAGUCUAUGCAAUGAAGGAAGGGUUAUAGAUGCACACCAUAUCUUUGACUUGGUUAUAGACAUAGGUGAGAAACCUGAUAUCAGUAUGUUUAGUACGCUGAUUGACGGAUAUUGCUUAGUCGGCGAGAUGGACAAAGCAUGUGGAGUACUUGAUGCCAUGGUAUCAGCUGGCAUUGAGCCUAAUGUCAUUACGUAUAGCACACUUGUCAGUAGAUAUUGUAAACGUGGAAGGAUCGAUGAUGGGUUAAUUCUGUUCAGACAAAUGUUGCAUAAGAAAGUUAAACCUACAACUGUUACAUAUGAAACCAUACUGAAUGGAUUAUUUCGUGCUGGGAGAACUGCUGAUGCAAAGAAAAUGUUCCAUGAGAUGAUCGAAAGUGGAAUAAUGGUGAGCAUUUCUGCAUAUAAUAUAAUUCUUGGAGGACUUUGUAGAAAUAAUUGCGCAGAUGAAGCGAUCGUCCUAUUCCAGAAAUUACGUGCAAUGAAUGUGAAGUUCAAUAUCACAACACUCAAUACCAUCAUUAAUGCAUUGUACAAGGUUGAAAGAAGAGAAGAAGCUAAUGAUUUGUUUGCUGCAUUACCAGCCAGCGGGUUGGUGCCUAAUGCUUCCACUUACGGAGUAAUGGUACAAAAUCUUCUAAAAGAAGGAGCAGUGGAGGAAGCUGACAGUAUGUUUUCAUCAAUGGAGAAGAGUGGUUGUGCUCCUAGCUCUCGUCUUAUAAAUGAUGUCAUCAGAACUUUAUUGGAAAAGGGGGAGAUAGUCAAGGCCGGAAAAUAUAUGUCUAAAGUUGAUGGGAAGAGCAUCUCACUUGAAGCUUCAACUAGUUCAUUGUUGUUGUCUCUCUUUUCAGGGAAUGGGAAAUAUCGGGAACAACUACAAUUGCUCCCUGCAAAGUACCAAUUUUUCAAUGGAAUCAGUUGAUGCGCUGGACGCGGUCCACUUUCCACCCCGACGCGGUCCAGUCCUCACGUAACUACCGCCAGGGGAACUACACGAGGUAUUCAGAGUUGAUUGACGUCCUCCAGGUGGCGGAGGCGCAGGACGAGGUUCUCAAAAAGAACAUUGUCGCGCAACCACUUGGGGGGAGUUCUCGCCAGGAGGUGAACGCUCUCAAAGUCCGCAAGCCUCAACAGAAGAAGAGGGGCCGGAAGGGCAAGAAGAAGGGCCCUCACCCCCCCGCCCCGGCUAAGCAGAACAAGCCGGGCAAGGGAGGGCAAAGGCCUCAGGACUGCUUCCGUUGUGGCUCGGUGGAUCAUUUCUCCCGCCAGUGCCGCGCACCACAGGAGGUCGUUGAUGCAUAUAAGGCUCGGAAGGCGCGUGAGACGCACCUCGCCUUGGUUCAGGAGGGAGCUCCACCGGCGCCCAUGGCGGCACCCGUGAUGAUCGCUACUCCCCCUGCUGUGCCCAUAGAGGCGACCCCCGUGGUGCCCAUCGCGGCAGCUUUGGCGGUCUCUACCGACGCCCACGUCGCCAUGGAGGUUGACCACAUGGUCGCCUCGGCGGCGCCGCCACUAGACAUUGAUGCUGCCUCCAAGAUGAUUUCUGAGGAGGAUCGGCUCACUAGUAUGGAGAUUGCGGCGGAAGUGAAUGGCUUCUUCACCGAGUCCACUUAGCAUACCUCUUUGGUUAUCAUGAUUCCGUGAUUUGAUACAAUAAAAUUGAAUAAAUUCGAUUUGGUUGUAAGCUCUAUGAGAGCAUAAACUUAUUCUUUACUUUGGCGAUUGGAUGACAUUUAUUCAUUUAUUCCAUUAUUUAUACAUGAUAGCAUGUUAUGUUCUGA
Molecule: messenger RNA, 3533 nt
Organism: Aegilops tauschii subsp. strangulata
Lineage: Eukaryota; Viridiplantae; Streptophyta; Magnoliopsida; Poales; Poaceae
Molecular function (GO): protein binding
Source: RefSeq, a predicted model, not a curated record